Molecule: messenger RNA, 2134 nt
Organism: Owenia fusiformis
Lineage: Eukaryota; Metazoa; Annelida; Polychaeta; Sabellida; Oweniidae
Source: the annotation of a GenBank genome assembly
CGAAGCUUACUUUUUCCACUUAUUUUAUAAUUUGUGGGAUUAUAAACAAAUAAUAAUUACGACAUUUUAUAUAUGAAUUAUAAUGUGGCCAUGUGGGAUAUAAUACUUGACUAAAUCCCGAAAUAUUAGCUCAUUUUUCUUUACGAAAAUGACGUCACAGACGUAAACACGAACAGGGAAAAUGGCAAGAAAUUAGAAUUUCAGAAUUUUUCGAAAUACUUGUAUUUAAAGACACCUUUAGGACUAAUUUAAUCAUCAAAAUGGAUUUAGAUGAUGAUAUUCUGUAUGAAGAUGAUUCUGGAAACGAAAGUAGCGAAAAUGGGGACGAUCAGUUCAUGGAAAUGAACAUGGAACCAGAAUCUAGUUCAAGUCAAAAACGAGACGAAGUCGAUGACUUUCAGUUUGAAAUAUUGACUCCUGACAAAAUUGUUUCUCAUAUGGUGGACUGUAUAAAAGAAGUUAAUGCUGUUGUUGAGAUCCCUGCCACAACUACUAGAAUUCUACUCAACCACUUUAGAUGGGACAAAGAGAAGUUAAUGGAAAGAUAUUACGAUGGGGAUCAAGACAAGCUUUUCACGGAGGCACAUGUCAUUAGUCCACACAGAAGCAUUGUCUCUAAACCAAAGAAAACUACCCGUCAGACUGCUGCUGCAUCAUCUGCCGAAGUUACCUGUGAGAUUUGCUUCCUUUCUCUUCCAUCUAAAGGCUUAACUGGUCUAGAAUGUGGACAUAAAUUCUGUACAUUGUGUUGGACUGAGUACCUCACAACAAAAAUCAUGGAUGAGGGUAUGGGACAGACGAUUUCAUGUGCAGCGCACAAGUGUGAUAUCCUAGUUGAUGAUGCUACAGUAAUGAGUUUAAUUAGAGAUCCCCGUGUAAAGUUAAAGUAUCAACACCUUAUCACAAAUAGUUUCGUAGAAUGUAAUAGACUGAUGCGGUGGUGUCCUGCUCCAGAUUGUGGCAAUGCAGUAAAAGUUGCAUACUCUGACGCAAAACCUGCGCUGUGCUCUUGUGGUCACAGAUUCUGUUUUGCCUGUGGCGAGAACUGGCAUGAACCUGUCCGAUGCGUCUGGUUGAAAAAAUGGAUUAGAAAAUGUGAUGAUGAUAGUGAGACAUCCAAUUGGAUUGCUGCCAACACUAAAGAAUGUCCAAAAUGUCGCAUCACGAUAGAGAAAGAUGGAGGCUGCAAUCACAUGAUCUGUAAGAACCAAAACUGCAAGGCCGAUUUUUGUUGGGUGUGUCUUGGCCCCUGGGAACCUCAUGGAUCGUCAUGGUAUAACUGCAACAGGUUUGAUGAAGAUGAUGCCAAAAAAGCUAGAGAUAACCAAGAGCUUUCAAGGUCCAUGCUCCAACGUUAUUUAUUCUAUUGUAAUCGUUACAUGAAUCACAUGCAAAGUCUCAAGUUUGAGCACAAGCUGUACGCGUCUAUUAAAGUUAAGAUGGAAGAAAUGCAGCAGCAUAACAUGUCAUGGAUUGAGGUUCAGUUUUUACACAAAGCAGUAGACGUUUUAUGCCAGUGCCGCCAAACGCUCAUGUUCACCUACGUAUUUGCGUUCUAUUUAAAAAAGAACAAUCAAUCAAUUAUCUUUGAGGACAACCAGAAAGAUCUAGAAAAUUCUACUGAGACACUUAGCGAAUUUUUAGAACGAGAUAUAACUAGCGAACUACUUGUAGACAUCAAACAGAAAGUUCAAGAUAAAUACAGAUAUUGUGAAAGUCGGAGGAAGGUGCUACUUGAUCACGUAUAUGAGGGUUACGAUAAAGACUGGUGGGAGUAUAUAGACAUAUGAGCUCACAAUGCAGUAAUAACAAACAACAGGGGACAAUUAUACAAAACAACCAAUCAACCCAGGCAAUCAAUGUCAAAGACAACUUGGAAAAUUUUCAAUUUUUUUUUCUAAUGAAUUUAAAUGGAGGAACUUUUAAAUGCAUUAUUUAGAGUAUUUAUAAGAUGAAUUCAUCAGACGAUAUGGAUAAAAUUCCACUGUGCAGAAAUGUAACAAAAUAAAUGUUCCGAUUGACCUGAUUUUGAUACUAUUUAAAAAUCUCCAGGAUAUUAGACACAUCCUUCACCAUUCACAAUUAUACGGCAUUUUAUAUAAAACUUGAUAAACCCAAGUUUGACAGUGGAUAU